CCUCCCUCUUAUACCCACACCCUGGAUGCAGGCAGGCGUGCACCCACCGGCAGAUUCACUCAGCUUCCGCAUCGCUCUCCCUUCUCCAUCUCUGUGUCUCUAUCCCUCCCUACUCUCUCUACGCUGGUGGAUUUUAGCCCACUGCUGUGUUGAACACCGCCAAAAUGUCUGACAAGCCCGACAUGACUGAGAUUGCCCGUUUCGACAAGACAAAGCUGAAGAAGACAGAGACGAAAGAAAAAAACCCUCUGCCCACCAAAGAGACCAUCGAGCAAGAGAGGAAAGGCGAUGCCACACCUUGACUUCUGAGCACAAGAAGAAAAAGAAGCUGAGAUGCCACAGCAAAAAAGCACUUUCUUUUGAUCAUCACAGUAUUUCAAUCUCUUACUUUGUCUUCAGAAAAAAGGGUGCUCUUGAGCUCCCUGGGGUUUGCCGUUAAGGGUAUAUGGCAUCCCCACAUGGGGGGCUCUCUUACCACGUGGGUGGAACAACUUUAGCCUGGGUGCCUGUCUUGCACUGUUAGCUCUAUAGCUAGCUAACACGUCUCCAAUAUUGCCAAACUGGGGAGUGGUGUAGUGAUGUAGCACAGAGAGAUAGGCAGGCAUCCAGGCUACAGGGGGGGUGAGGGGGUGGUUGGGUGUCUAUACAGACAUGGGAGCAAAUCGGAGUCUAAUCAUGUGGGAUGUUUUCUUAAUAAACUUUUUACUUUUCUUUAUGAAAUAAAUAUGAAGACGUGGAACCAGUCAGUCCUGUGCAUAUUGCUGUCUCCUUUAUGUCUAUGUGCAAAAAUCGAAUACUCAUGAGGCAUGGACUGAUCAUGCACGAGCACGGCCGUGGAAUCAAUACACAAAUGAUUUAUCUAGACUGCUUUACGAUUGGCCUGUACAGUAUAUAAAGUAUUGCAGUAUACAAUUAUGUAAUUCAGACCUCAUAUAUGAGUGCAUAAUAAAUAAAGUCAUAGUCUUGGUGUUUAAUCUA
Messenger RNA from Sebastes umbrosus (honeycomb rockfish), 978 nucleotides. It is a transcript of the gene tmsb2, whose product is annotated as thymosin beta 2. The record is from RefSeq and is a predicted model, not a curated record. Gene Ontology annotation, biological process: regulation of cell migration; actin filament organization. The transcript has 3 exons. NCBI's taxonomy places the organism in Eukaryota, Metazoa, Chordata, Actinopteri, Perciformes, Sebastidae. Gene Ontology annotation, molecular function: actin monomer binding. Bases 165 to 302 code for a protein of 45 amino acids. Gene Ontology annotation, cellular component: cytoplasm.